Soboliphyme baturini is the source of this 309-nucleotide messenger RNA. Lineage: Eukaryota; Metazoa; Nematoda; Enoplea; Dioctophymatida; Soboliphymatidae. The record is from the annotation of a GenBank genome assembly.
AUAUGGGUCAUAUCAGGCGACGAUUGGAUGGAUAAACUGCACGCUUGCAUAUCUCCGAAUGCGCUUCCUCCUUGUUACGGAGGGACCAUGUACGACGAUCAUCCGAUGAUCGAUCCCCAUACGUGCUGUACCAAGGCACAACCAGUGCGCAGCGAAGACUUCUUUAUUCCUAGCCACUUUCCGGAAGUCAAUAGAACAGUGCUCAAGUGUGGUGCAGUAUUUUCCGUGCCAGUUACAGUGAACGAAAAAGGUAGUCGAUUGUUGUGGCAGUUCAGCGUUUCCGGCCGAGUCGAGUUUGCUGUGCUGUAG